AUGGGUAGGCAUUCUUGCUGUUACAAGCAGAAGUUAAGAAAGGGGCUGUGGUCUCCAGAGGAAGAUGAGAAACUUAUAAACCACAUAACCAAGUAUGGACAUGGCUGCUGGAGUUCAGUCCCAAAACUUUCAGGGCUACAACGUUGCGGCAAGAGCUGCAGAUUGAGGUGGAUUAAUUACUUAAGGCCUGAUUUGAAAAGAGGGACUUUCUCAGAGGAUGAAGAAAAACUAAUAAUUGAACUUCAUGCAGUUCUUGGCAAUAGGUGGUCUCAAAUUGCUGCUCAGUUACCUGGAAGAACGGACAAUGAAGUAAAGAACCUCUGGAACUCAUCCAUCAAGAAAAAACUAAGGCUAAGAGGGAUUGAUCCUAUCACUCACAAACAUCUGACUGAGAUUGAAAAUGAACAGAAGGCAUCUGUAACCACCAAAAAUGAUGAGAAAAUGUUGAAAGGAUCCAGUGAUGAUCAGGGAAUUGCAGAAGAGAAUGCAGAGCCCUCUUCAGUUUCUAUAGACAAUUGCAAUAAUAUGGCAGCACCGACGCCUACCCACAAAUUUUCCCUAAACAGGUUUCUAAUUAGCAAUGAAAAUGUCACUGCCAGUUUCCAGCACCUAAAUUGUGGUCCCAAGACCGGGUCGUUGAUGAUCCCUGAUGGAAAUUUAGUCUUCGAUUCGAACUCCAAGUGUUCAGAGAUAGUACCGGAGUUCUGUUCUUCUAUGACAACUACUUUGCCUCCUUCCAUGAGCCUUCCAUUGGAUAAUUCCAUAGGCCUUCUCAGUGUCCACAAGGUUCAGAAAUGGGAUGCUUGCACAGUAAGCAACAGUGGCAGUGCUAGACUACCAAGUAACUGCAGCACCUUUGAGUACAAUGACUUUCCAUGGGAACCUGCAGAUUGUGGAAAAUAUGAGAAAGAAGCCAGUAUUCAAGAAACUAUCAGGCUGACAGAUUAUAACCAAGGUCCAUUUUUACAAGGAAAUACUGUUCAGCAUCAAAAUGAUCAAGACAUGUACAGGCAAAUGAAACCAGAAACUUCACUGAGUGCUAAUUGGCACCAGAACCAGCAGCCUCUGCCGGCUGAAGACUUAUAUAACAAGCAUUUUCAGAGAUUUCAAGUUUCUUUUGGAUAUAAAAUUCAAUAG
This is a messenger RNA of Fraxinus pennsylvanica, 1137 nucleotides long. The record is from the annotation of a GenBank genome assembly. Lineage: Eukaryota; Viridiplantae; Streptophyta; Magnoliopsida; Lamiales; Oleaceae.